AUGAUUGCGUUACAAAACCCGCCUAUCCUACCACCUCCUGCCAAAGUGGAUAUCUCACUGCUGUUGAAGCCCCAAGAUGAAGAGGAGGCAACCCCCAUGAGCACUACGUCAGCUUUCCCACCUGCUCCUGUGAUGCACCCGAUGCCCCCAGUGGCAUCGAUUGCACCACCACCACCACCGGUCGGACUGGCGACCCAACCAUCGGUGCCUUCGGCGUCCUCGGUGCCCCCGCUUACUGCCAAGGCGCCUGUUGCUGGAACAAAACGCCUGCAGCCAGCUCACACUGCGGAAUCGCCGGCGAAAAAGCAAUCCAAGUGGUCUCCAGAGGAGGACGCUCUGAUCAUCGAGCUGCGAGGCAGCGGCAUGAAGUGGGAGGAUAUCAGCAAACGACUACCCGGACGAAGUGCAAUCAGCUGCCGUCUUCAUUAUCAGAAUUACCUGGAGCGCCGGAGUGAAUGGGACGAGGACAAGAAAAACAAACUCGCUCGACUUUACGAGAGGUUCAAGGCGGAGAUGUGGUCGAAAGUGGCAGAGGAGAUGGCAAUUCCGUGGCGGGCUGCAGAAGCCAUGCAUUGGCAGUUGGGAGAGCAGGAGAUGGCCCGUCGAGCUGGCGUGGUCCCUUUCUCACUAUCCAGUUCAGCGAUCGAUCCACCUACAACCAGGACACGACGAGCCAGCACAUCUUUAGCCCGUCCUAGAAAAGGAUCAGCUUCACGAUCGUUACAUCCGCCUCCUCAGCUACCGUCCGUUCAAGAGCUCACCGCUGGAGUUCCCGCUGCUGGCAUCCCAGCAUUCGCCCCUCCGCUGCCCUUUCCACCUCCUCCCCAUCCUCCACGAGACGCCUACCGAAUAGCACGACCGCCGAUGGACCUAGGGGGGCAUCCUGGUCACUUGGGACCCAACCUCGGACUUCCUCCCCGGACGCUUCCUUAA
Messenger RNA from Aspergillus calidoustus, 933 nucleotides. The record is from the annotation of a GenBank genome assembly. NCBI's taxonomy places the organism in Eukaryota, Fungi, Ascomycota, Eurotiomycetes, Eurotiales, Aspergillaceae.